AUUUAAUUUGUUCAAGACUUUAAAAUCUUGUUUUAAAAUGCUUUAAUCAAGCUUUUAAUCUGAAAUGGUGAGGUCACUGACUUGUAAAAAAACCCAACAAAUAAACCUCAAUCGUGUUUCGUACAAGAUCUUGGUUCUAUGUAGAUGUUUAAGUGAACUUUAACCAUUAACAAAAUCUUAUUACCUGAAAUAUGACCCAUAUUUACCCUGUAAUUCAGAGGUUAUGCUGUGACAGACAGAGAAACAAUGAAAUUCUAAAGAAACAAAGACCCCACGUUUUAGUGUGAGAUUGAAAAGAGACGACAACAUAGUGUGAUCCCUUUGGUCAGAGUUGCUGACAGGGGAUAACCCUUUAAAAUGGCCCCUCUCUCCUGUCCUGUCCCAUCCCCUGCCUCGUGGUCUCUGUUCGCUCCCCCAGCCCAUGCCUGCCUUUCUCCAUACACACUGAUUGACUACAUGGCUGGACUAUUACUAUGCCUCUAAACACACCUGCAUUUAACACAGGAAACCAGCACGAGCAGCACCUGACCAGCACUGAGAUACUUCACUAACCCUCAAAUCAUUGAUUUGAUUUAUUAAAGCAGGAGGACAGACAGAGGAGAAGAAGCACAUACUGCAAAGAGACAGCAUCCACAGCACAUCUGCAAGCGGUCAUAUCAUGAUUGAGAGUGAUAGAGAGCUGUCAGCCAUGGUGCAGGAGCUAUGGGACAAUGAUAUCAACAGACUUAAGCCUGGAAAAGACUACAGGAUCUCCCUUCAGGGAAAAGCUGGAGACAGCAUGAACAUCAAUGACAACAAUGACGGGGCGGGAUAUCCACUGUUUACCUUUGUCGAUGAGAACAUUUUCAAAAAGGAGACUUUUUUAGCCUUUAUCUCCCUGCUGGACAACUAUGAGAGUGACACCGGUGAGCCAGAAAUUGUAACUCCUGAGGAAGUGGCAGAGAACCACAAGUUCCUGGACUCCAUCGUUCAGACUCCCACCAUGAAGAUAGCCCAUAAAUACCUGGUCAAGAAGCACCUUUCGCCUGAGGAUGAGACAGAAUUCAAGAAGCAGCUGUACAGGAUCUGGUUUGAACUUUAUGCGAGGAGAGGAUCCAGCAGGCCAGACUCUUCGGGCUUUGAACACGUGUUUGUUGGAGAGACGAGAGGGGGGAGGACUGUUAUUGGUUUUCACAACUGGAUCCAGCUAUACUUACAAGAGAAGCUGGGCCAUAUUGAUUACAAAGGCUACAGUGUCAAUGCAAAUUCACCCCAGCCUGAUGAGAACAAACACAUCCUGGCGCUACAGUUUAGCUGGAAGAAUGGUAUAAAGCCCAAGGGCAGCAUCUUCAUCGGAGUCAGUCCCGAGUUCGAGUUCGCCCUCUACACUCUCUGUUUCCUCACCUCGCCUAAUGAACGCGUCAAAGUCCAGUUCAGUUUCUACGACGUGGAGAUUGUUUGCCACCACUACAACCAGAAGCAUAUAGGUACCACCUAUCCUGUGCUCCUCAGGUACCUGAACCCUCGGUAACUUGACUAGAGAAUACAUUUGACAUACAACUUCCCCAUCACUUAAGCUUGGGUACAAAGUGUCAUAGGUAAUGUUGUUGUCUUUUUAUUUUACAUAAAGAUACAAUAAAACCUUC
Oreochromis niloticus (Nile tilapia) is the source of this 1625-nucleotide messenger RNA. It is a transcript of the gene endou2, whose product is annotated as endonuclease, polyU-specific 2. The coding region runs from base 659 to 1510 and encodes 283 amino acids. The transcript has 7 exons. Lineage: Eukaryota; Metazoa; Chordata; Actinopteri; Cichliformes; Cichlidae. The record is from RefSeq and is a predicted model, not a curated record. Gene Ontology annotation, molecular function: RNA endonuclease activity.